AUGUCUGCAGACACUUUGGUAGGAAUAGAAUACAACAGAGUCACUAACACGACAUCCACAGACUUCCCAGGUCACCAGAGUGCCAGUGGUACCGGAACUGAAGCAACUGACUUUGCCUGGGACAUUGAAAAGUUUAAAGAUCAAUUUGAAAUCAACAUCUCUCACAUCACCGAAAGAACUGCCAAUUUCGACCUUGUUCACAUUGACACCUCCAUUGCCAAUGCCUUCCGUCGUAUCAUGAUUUCCGAAGUUCCACUGGUGGCAGCUGAAACUGUUUAUGUUUUCAACAACACUUCAGUCAUUCAAGAUGAAGUCUUGGCUCAUAGAAUUGGUCUCGUUCCUUUGAAGGUUGACCCAGAUGUGUUGUCAUGGGUCGAUGCUGCCCAAGAUGAAAAGGACAAGUUCACCGACGAAAACACCGUUGUUUUAUCUCUUGAUGUCACUUGUACCAAGAACCCUCAUGCGCCAGCUGGUUCGACCAACCCAAAGGAAUUGUACAGAAAUGCUCACGUUUAUGCCAGAGAUUUGAAAUUCGAACCUCAAGGUCGUCAAGCUGAAAUGUUUGCCAAGAACCCAGUCGUUGCCUCUGAUCCAGAUAUUUUGUUGGCCAAGUUACGUCCAGGUCAAGAAAUCUCCUUGAGAGCUCACUGUGUUUUGGGUGUUGGUAGUGAUCACGCCAAGUUCUCACCAGUUGCCACCGCUUCUUAUAGAUUAUUGCCAGUUAUUGACAUCAAGGAACCAAUCGUCGGAGAACUGGCUAUUAGAUUCCAAAAAUGUUUCCCACUGGGAGUCAUUGACAUUAAGGAAGGUAGAGCUUAUGUGAAGGAUGCUAGAAAGGAUACUGUUUCACGUGAAGUUUUGAGACACGAAGAAUUCGAUGGUAAGGUUAAGCUUGGAAGAAGAAGAGAUCAUUUCAUUUUCAAUGUUGAAUCCACUGGUGCCAUGUCUCCUGAAGAAAUCUUUUUCAAGAGUGUAAGGGUAUUGAGAAACAAGGCUGAAUACUUGAGAAACUGUCCAAUUGGACAAUAA
This is a messenger RNA of [Candida] anglica, 1029 nucleotides long. Lineage: Eukaryota; Fungi; Ascomycota; Pichiomycetes; Serinales; Debaryomycetaceae. The record is from the annotation of a GenBank genome assembly.